Molecule: messenger RNA, 6652 nt
Organism: Pleuronectes platessa (European plaice)
Lineage: Eukaryota; Metazoa; Chordata; Actinopteri; Pleuronectiformes; Pleuronectidae
Gene: dennd5b
Product: DENN/MADD domain containing 5B
Exons: 23
Coding region: 229-4260 (1343 amino acids)
Molecular function (GO): small GTPase binding; guanyl-nucleotide exchange factor activity
Source: RefSeq, a predicted model, not a curated record
CAGUGUGAGUCGGGAAGCGUCGCUCACACGGCGGAAAGACUAAGGAAAGACCGCUAUUUGUAGAACAUCUUUCAAAAAUAAUUUAGGCUUAUUCCAGAGCCGUUUAAACACAGCGAGGAAUCGGCUUAGAGGAGCAGUUUGGAUGACCAUAGCGUUGUAGCACCAGUCCAUCCUCCGGAGAUGUGUUUGUGAGAGGUAGAAGCGGACAGCGCUGCACACGAAGCCGAGAUGAGCGUGAGCUCCGCGGCUUCCGGCGCGGUGCCCUGUCGCUUCGCCAACUACUUUGCCGUUUGUGGGAUAGACACAGAAACUGGACUGGAGCCAGACGAGUUAUCAGCUUUGUACCAAUGGCUUGAAGCAGACCGCCAAGGCAGGGAUCAAUAUACAGCAGCCACAGGUGAAAACUCAGAGCAGAGUCCCCUGAAGAGGAAAUUCAAGUCCAAAGUUCUGGCCCACUACCCUAAGAAUAUUGAGUGGAACCCAUUCGACCAGGAUGCUGUCAAUAUGCUGUGUAUGCCUAAAGGACUGUCGUUCCUGACGCAGGCAGAUCCACGUGAUCCUCAGUUUCACUCCUUCAUCAUCACCAGGGAAGAUGGUUCUCGAACUUAUGGCUUCGUCCACACCUUCUAUGAGGAGGUUACAAGCCCGCAGAUCUGCUCUGCCAUGCAGACCCUCCACGAGAUGCACAAUGCAGAGCAUGUCUCCACCAACCACCAUUCCUCCUCCUCUUCCUCCUCCUCCAGCAUUGACUCUCUGACCAGCAGUUUAGACGAGGCUGACUCCCCCCCCUUCUCAUCCAUCUUACCCUCAUCUCGGGCAGCAGGUGGCUAUGACUCGUCACGGGACACCCUCUAUGUGUCCAAAGCUUUGUGUCUGGUCACUACCAUGCCAUUCAUGUAUGCAUGCCGCAACUUCCUGUCACAGCUGCACAGGGCUGUUACAGCAGCCACUGCCCCCCCACUACCCCUUGAGAGCUACAUUCACAAUAUCCUAUAUGAGGUGCCACUGCCUGCCCCAGGCCGAACGCUCAAGUUCCACGGUGUUUAUGAGCCCAUCGUGUGCCAGAGGCCUGGGCUUGAGGAGCUGCCACUUGCUGACUUUCCCCUUUCAGAGGCUUUCAGCCUGCUGGGAGUCGAAAAUCUGGUCCAGGUGUUCACCUGCAACCUGCUGGAGAUGCAGAUCCUCCUCUGCUCACGGGACUACCAGCGGUUGAUGACAGUAGCAGAGGGCAUCACUACCUUGCUGUUUCCUUUUCAGUGGCAGCAUGUCUAUGUUCCUAUCCUGCCAGCCUCCCUCCUCCACUUCCUGGAUGCUCCUGUUCCCUACUUAAUGGGCCUGCAGUCAAAAGAAUGCACAGACCGCUCCACACUGGAACUUCCUCAGGAGGCCAACUUGUGUUUUGUGGACAUUGACAACCACUACAUAGAGCUUCCAGAGGAUUUACCCCAGUUCCCCAACAAGACUGAGUUAAUCCAGGAGCUCAGUGAGGUUCUGCUGAGCUUUGGAAUUUCUGCCAACAUAGGUGCCACGCCAAAAAGAACCCGUACCUGCUCCCCCAGAAAGCCCUCCACAUUCAACAGGGAGUGCAAGACUGUCACCCUUCAACAACUGGAGGACGAUGGGCGUAAUGGUAACCUGGCAGGGGAGGAGCUCACUAUGCUGGAGCUGCUUCAGGGAAAUGCCACCUUGGAGAGACUGCAUGCACUAACCGAACGCACCGGGGUGACAGUGGCCCGCGUGGAUGCUCUUAGGGCAAGCGUUAAAGCUCAGGGGAUUGACAGGCAAAGGGCUGCUGAGGAGGACGAACUAAGGAAUGCCAAGCUGAAUGUUCAGCUGAGGGAAGUGUUUGCCAGCCGCUUCACCACCAUGUUUGCUGACUAUGAAGGAUUUGUCAUACAGAGUGCGCCGGACCUGGAGUCCUGGCUCACCAACAGGGAGCAGAUGCACAAUUUCGAUAAGGCCUCAUUCCUCUCAGAUCAGCCCGAGCCUUACCUCCCCUUCCUCUCCCACUUCAUUGAGACGCAGAUGUUCGCCACCUUCAUUGAUAACAAGAUCAUGUCCCAGUGGGAGGAGAAAGAGCCACUGCUUCGUGUCUUUGAUGCGCGCAUCAACAAGGCUCGACUCUACAAUGUGCGUGCUCCCAGCCUACGAUCCUCCAACUACCAGAGAUGCUCCAUCCUUAGGGAGUCUGCUCAGGCCAUUGAGCAGCGGCUCAUGAAGAUUGACCACAUAGCCAUCCACCCCCACCUGCUGGACAUGAAGUUUGGUCAGGGCAAAUAUGAGCAGGGAUUCUUCCCCAAACUUCAAGCUGAUGUGCUGAACACUGGGCUGAUCAAUAGCAAGUGGUUUCAUAGGACAGCGUCAGCACAGAGAAGGAAAGACCACAAUACACAUCAAACGGAGCAUCUGAACGCUGAUAACGACCUGAAAGAGUGCAUUCGUUUCCCUCCUCAGAUGGUUGAGGGCUGUCUGGUCCAGCAAAACUCCAUUGCAUUUUGGGAGUGGGACACUUCGCCCCCUCUCUCUAUCAAACCGCCAAAAAAAUCUGUCUCUGCAUCCUGCCUGAAGUACAUGCAGGAGGCCCGCAGCCUGGGGAAGAAUCUUCGUUUAGCCAAACUUGCUGAUCUGUCUCCUGCUGUCAUUGCCCAGACCAACUGGAAGUUUGUGGAAGGUCUGCUCAAGGAGUGUCGUAUGAAGACCAAGCGAAUGCUGGUGGAGAAGAUGGGCCGGGAAGCUGUGGAGCUGGGUCAUGGUGAGGCCAACAUCACUGGCCUGGAGGAGAACACUCUGAUUGCCAGCCUCUGUGACCUGCUGGAGAGGAUCUGGAGUCACGGGCUGCAGGUCAAACAAGGGAAAUCUGCCCUUUGGUCCCUCCUGCUGCACUACCAGGCCAGAGAGGAGAAGCUGGAGGAGCAGCACACAGAGUCAUCAUUGUCACGUGUUCCUGAGAGGAAGAAGCCUGACUGUUCCAUAUCAAUGCCAUCACUCUGUGUGUCUCUGUUACAGGACAUGAGUCAUAUCCAGAGUAUGUCAGAGAUUAAGACCGAUGUAGGCAGAGCCAGAGCCUGGGUACGUCUGUCCCUGGAAAAGAAGCUGCUCUCUCAGCACCUCAAACAGCUGCUGUCCCGACAAGCCUUAACCAAGAAGCUGUACAAGCGUUAUGCCUUCCUGCGCUGUGAGGAGGAGAAGGAGCAAUUCCUCUUUUACCUGCUGUCUUUGAAUGCCGUUGACUACUUCUGCUUCACCAGCGUCUUCACCACCAUCAUGAUCCCAUAUCGAGUCGUCAUUAUCCCCAUCAAGAAGCUGAGCAAUGCCAUCACCACCUCCAACCCCUGGGUGUGUGUGUCAGGAGAGCUGGGGGACUCGGGUAUCAUGCAGAUCCCCAAGAACUCCCUGGAUAUGACAUUUGAUACUCAGAACCUGGGAAAGCUGACGACAGCUCAGUUGGGUCAUGAUAACGCUGGUCUACUAGCUAAAUGGCUGGUGGACUGUGUCAUGGUGCGCAAUGAGAUCACAGGACACACAUACAGGUUCCCAUGUGGACGAUGGCUUGGUAAGGGUGUGGAUGAUGGCAGCCUGGAGAGGGUUCUGAUUGGUGAGCUGGUGGUGCCAAGUAGAGACGAGGAUGGUGGGAGAGGCUGCCGUACGCCUCCACUGCAGCAGUCUUCAUCCCAGACCACAAGCAUGACAUCGAUGUCUGGACGAGAAUACAAACCAACUUCUGCCCAAAUCCAAGAGGGCAUUGGUGACGCAGUGAGCAACAUUGUCAAACACUUUCAAAAGCCAGAGAAAGAGAGGGGCAGCCUGACAGUAUUGUUAUGUGGGGAGAACAGCUUGGUGGCUACUCUGGAACAGUUUUUUCAUCACGGCUUCAAGUCUGCCCGGCUCUUCCAGAGGACUGUGUUUGUGUGGGACUUUGUUGAAAAGGCUGUUGCCUUCCUGCAGUCAGCUGACCAGAUGGUUGACAUGGGGUUGAUCUGUCAGUCAUUCUGUCACUACAUCAUGGCGAUCAAUUCUACACCCAGGAACAUUGGGAAGGAUGGCAAGUUCCAGUUGCUGGUGUGCCUCGGAGCCAGAGACCGUCUGCUGCCCCAGUGGCUGCCCCUGCUGGUGGGAUGUCCUGUGAUCCUGCAGAUGUAUGAAGACACCGCCCUCCUUAGAGACCACACUACUGUCAGUGCCCUCAUCGGAAUCCUGCAGACUCUUCACAACUUCCCUAUCAAACUGGAAUCCUCACUGAUCAAGGGCAUUGACCUUUAACCCCAGAGGAGGACCAUUGGGUAGCCACACAUUUUUCUCCAAUGCUUUCCUCACUACUACCACCAAUUACAACUCAGUGCUCUACUUUAGCCAACGGGCUCUGCAAUUAGGCACAUUUCCAGGAAAGUAGGAAAUGAUGAAUAGGGACAUUACAUUUUCAGUGGUGUUUAGUUCGUUGGAUUAACCACAAACUUGGAUGUGGUAUGAUAAAUCCAACAGUGGUCCCCAAAGACUAUUCAUUAGCUACACAUAUCAAAUACUGCACAUGACAGUGUUUAGUAAUGUUUAAAAUACCAUCCCAUACUGACUUUCUACCUUGCAGGUAGCUUUUGGUUUCGGGUCAGAUCAGCAUGAAAUGCAAAAACCACCAUCUCUCACACUCGUGAGAGAUGGUGUCUUUGACUCUCAUCUCCAACUCAGCUUCAAGCCCACUGUUUCCUCCCACUUCACAAAUAUAUAGUUUAAUUCAAUCAUAGAUAUUUUUUGUAGAAAAGCAGUUUUAUCAAUUUUAUCAAACAAACAAGAAGAAAUUACAUUUUUUAAUGAAUUUGACAUAAGUGUGAAGCACACCCAUUCAUUUUCACUUACUUUGUGUUCCAAGUACUGUGCAGUCUGCUGGAAGAGAAAAGUGUCUUUACAAACAACAUGUGUGGGACCAAACCGUGUAGCCUCACAUAGGACAAUAUACUGUUACUAUAGCUGCAAUUACUCAUUGCACCGGCUUGUUCUGAGCUUAAUCGAGCUCAAACAACUGAUUGUCAUUAAUAAUGGUCUGUAUUAAUAUAGUGUUUUCCUAGAUGAGCACUCAAAGUGCUUUACAGUACAGUUUAUUGCCCAUUAUCAAAAACAUUCAUACAGUGCAUCUUUUAAGUAUGAGGUGCGAUUAGGGGCUCAUUACCUUGUCCAAGGAUACUUGGCAAAGCAGAUGGGGAAUAUCGGAAUCAAACGGCAGACCUUGGAGGACAACCACUCUUACCCCAUAAUAACACAAUAACUGACAUAUAAUAAUAACAUUGAGCUAGUCAAAACAUACAAAAAAGCAGCUUAAUGUUUUUUGUCGUUUCCCUUUUACCUGGAGUUAGACCCACGCACAGGAGAUAUGUAGGUCUUAUCAUCUUAGUCUCUGAAAGAAAGGAAACGUUCCCCAAAACCCAUUAGUUUGUUAAAGGUGCAUAAGCCAACAGCUGGUGCUGGAGAUUUUUAAGGAUCAAGGAUUCCUAAAACUGCAGGGCACUUCCCUUAAACAGGUAGAAAUAAAGAAUUUGCCAGGGUCUAUUUUCAGUCCAUUGGUGAUUUUGGCUGUGAUAUGGUAUUUUUUGAUAGAAAUGAGUGGCAAUAUUUUCUAUAUAACAUUAGUAUUUUCGUUUUACAAGAAACCAAUACAAACUGUUAAUUGAUUGUGCCUCAUGUUAAAGGAACGAUCAAAAUAUUAAUUUGUAUUCCUUAACUAAACAAUUCAACCCCUACUCUUCCAAACACACAAACUGCAUAUAAAAUGAAAUACGUUUUGGUUCUCUUUAGACAAUUCUUUGCUCUUUCAUAAAGUUUUGAUGAAUUAGUGAAUAUGCCACAGCAUUGUAUAAAUUAAGGUGUUAAUAUUGUCAUUAUUACAUGUUAACAUUUUGAUGGAGGUAUAUUUAUUGUGACUAUGACUUCUAGAUCGAAGAGUAUGAAAUAAAGUGGGGUCUACAACCCCAAUUCAUUGUAGUAUUGUUGCCUAUUCCAGUAUUGAGACUGAGGGACAUGGUCCGUCAUGUUUUGCUUCAUGUCUUUAUUUCAUGUAUUUAUUAUUUUUAAUUUGAAUCCGUUGUGAUCGUUUAAAGUUUGAUAAAGCUUUUAGAGGAAAAACUUUCUAUCAAGCAGUAAUGGUCUGCAAAUGGUAUGUAUUUUUAUAUAUGCAUUUUUUUCAGUGUUGAUGACCACUUAAAGAGCUUUACUACAGGAAAUUUUAUUGCCAUUCGCCCUUUCACACAAACAUUCAUGCACAGCAGGACUUUUUCUCUGGGGGACAAUUCAGGGUUCAGUAUCUUCCCCCAACCCUAGCUGCUCCGACUGAUCCAAAGCAGUAUUACAGAUCCUCAAUCUCCUCAUACUGGAUUUGUUUGUGUGCAAAUUGUUUUGCUGAGGACAUGCACUCGGGACUAUUGGGAUAUUCCCCAGACUACAACACAAUGUGCUUAUGGGUCUAUUUGUGAUGUAAACUUAUAUAUUGUGAUGAGUAGUAUUAAGCCUGAGCGGAUAGGCUGUAAGGAAAUGCUACUGACUGCUAUGAUGGUGGUGGUUGUGCAACCUCCUCAUAGUAAAAACAUUACCAGACAAAGAGUUCCAUGUGUGCUUUUGACUACUGUUGUGGCAUUUAUUUUGCCAGUUUAAAUAAAAGCAUGGUAUCAUG